Molecule: messenger RNA, 2524 nt
Organism: Daucus carota subsp. sativus
Lineage: Eukaryota; Viridiplantae; Streptophyta; Magnoliopsida; Apiales; Apiaceae
Product: ankyrin repeat-containing protein ITN1-like
Exons: 6
Coding region: 416-2323 (635 amino acids)
Cellular component (GO): membrane
Molecular function (GO): protein binding
Source: RefSeq, a predicted model, not a curated record
AGAAAUAAAGGUUUACACAACUUGCCUCUUGCGACAUAGCAAUGCCAUGUUACUAUGUAACUAGUCAACUGUUUUUCAUUCGUUAACAAGAUGUAAUCACCAACUGCUUUCACUCCCAUAAAUUGGUAACGUACAGCUUUGAUUUCCAGAGUACACAGUACUUGAUAGUAUAAUAAUAUCAUUCCAACUACUGUAAGAAGAAUCGUGUGGAGUAACAAACAUGCUUAUCUGUUCAUAUUAUUAUCCCAGUUGACCUGGAGAAUUCGAAGUCGUCGAAGACUCUGCAUAAUGUUAAUUGACAGUGUAGCUUCUUCAAAAUGCAUAUAAAGCAAGUUGUUUCAGUUGUUUCAUCUCUUAGCAUCCGUCCUUACAUCUAAUUUGAGUGCCUCAGCGACUUUUAAGUAGAGGAGGAGAAAUGGCUGGAACUGGAACAGGUGGUUCAGCAUUUUUACGGCAUGAGCACUCUAUUGAUAUAAUUACCCCGCCGCAUCCACCUCUGCCGAUCACUCCUUCUCCACCGCAUCAUCCUCGUUCUGCACCUAAGUUCCCUUCAGAUAUUUAUCUUUCUGAGGAUGAAAGGAAAAAUUACCUAGCUAUAUGUUUGCCCCUCUAUGAAGCCGCACUUAAAGGUGACUGGCAAACUGCACAAAAAAUCAUAAGCAAAUGUCCAAAAGUGAUUAAUGUGAGCAUUACCAAGAAUUAUGAAACUGUUCUUCACAUUGUCUCGUCAACAAAGCAUGCUCACUUUGUGGAAGAGCUGUUAAAGUUAAUGAAACCUGAGGACUUGGAUCUUCAAAACAAAAACCGGAAUACAGCUCUCUGUUUAGCAGCAGCAGCUGGAACAGUAAAAAUUGUUGAGAUGAUGGUGGAGGUGGAGCCUAACCUUCUCAUGAUACGCGGAAACAAUAAUAUGUCACCACUCUUGAUGGCAGCUUUGUUUGGACACAAAGAGAUGGUGUCAUAUCUUUACUCUCGGACUGAUAACAUGACAGGCGGUGAUUGGACUGAUACGGAUAGAAUAAUGCUACUAAAUGCUUGCAUCAGUGCAAAACUAUAUGAUGUGGCAUUAAAAUUAUUGGACAAACACAAGAAAAAGCUGGCAUUGGCAACUGACAAGAAUGCACUCCAUAUAUUGGCUAGAAAUCCAUCAGAAUUUGCUGGAAUACGGCAGCCUGUUUAUUGGAGACUACUUAAUAAAAUAAUUCCUGGACCAAGAAUAGGACCUGGUGAGAAGAAAUGUCAAGCACUUGAAAUAGUCAAGGUAAUUUGGGGAGAGAUUGUUCAACAGAAGGAUGAUGACAUAUGGGACAUAAUCAGAGGCCCUCAAGAGAUUGUAAGAGUUGAAGAAAAAGACCAACCUAAUGCUAGGUAUGUUGAGAAAAAAGUACAUCAGUCCCGGCUUCUGUUUGUCGCUGCUUCAUUGGGCAACACUGAAUUUUUGAUCGAGCUUCUUCGAUUGUGUCCUGAGCUGAUAUGGAAAAUAGAUGACUAUGAACGGACAAUUUUCCACGUGGCAGUUUUACAUCGUCAGGAGAGUGUCUACAAUCUGUUAUACGAGAUAGGAUCAAUUAAGGACCUUGUAACUACUUUUAGGGACACAGGUGGCAACAAUAUACUGCACUUGGCUGCUAUGAUGCCAGAACAAAAUCGACUCCAUAUUGUGUCGGGAGUAGCUCUUCAAAUGCAGCGGGAACUACUAUGGUUCAAGGAAGUAGAAGCUAUGGUGCAUCCUUCUUUAAGAGGAAUGAAGAACAAUAAGGGAAAAACUCCCGAAGCUUUAUUCAGUGCUCAGCAUGCAGAUUUGAUGGAAAAAGGGGAAACCUGGAUGAAGGAUACAGCAUCUCAGUGCAUGGUUGUUGCUGCCCUCAUAGCUACAAUUAUGUUUGCAGCAGCUUUUACUUUACCUGGUGGUAGCAAUCAGGAUAGUGGGCAUCCAAUAUUCAAAAAAAGAAGUGCCUUUAUGGUGUUUGUAAUAACAGACGCCAUAUCAUUGUUCAGCUCCUCAGCUUCGAUACUUAUGUUCUUGGCCAUUCUCACAGCACGUUAUGCAGAAGGAGAUUUCUUGAGAUCUUUACCUAUAAAGUUGAUGAUUGGGCUCCUGGCACUUUUUAUUUCAAUUACUACGAUGAUGAUUGCCUUCAGUGCGAGCUUCUUCCUAGUUUACACAAAAGGUAUGAAAUGGGUACCUUAUCUGAUCUCCGGAUUGGCUGGAGUGCCUGUUAUUCUAUUUGCUAGACUUCAGUACCGUCUACUUUUUGAUGUGGUUCGGACAACAUUCAGUUCCAGGUUUCUGUUCAAGCCUAGGAAACAUAUGCUUUACUAAAGCAUUCCAUUUUUAUUUAUGUUCAUUAUUUGAUAUGUUGUGACAGUUUAUCUUCUGCUCAAAAUGUACUCUGGUCCCACUUCAUAUUUCAGGAAUGUGAGCUCAUAUAUUUUUUGUUGAACUCAACACACGAAUACAAGUUCCAUUCUUUUUCAAUCUGUAAGGUGCUGACAAAGGGAAAUAAAAGAUGUUUUUGUUGGU